CGCAUCGACGAAAGACUUCUGUAGGGAGCCGCAAGAGUAACAUGUCUGAGUCUGGCAGUGAAAGGAGCAACUCAGAUUAUUCACUGUUGCAGCAGCAACAGUCAAGACACAGACGUGAGAGAUCUGAUAGAAGAAAGAGUAGUUUGGCUUCGUCUGGAACUGGAAGCGAUCAUAGCAGCACGUCCCAUUCUCAGAGCAAGCCUAAGAGUACUACCAGUAGCCAUCACUCUCACUCUGAUCUUCUUAGUCACGACACUCAUACUAGAGUAGCGUCAAUACCCAAGUUUGGGGAUUGGGAUGAAAAAGACCCCCAAUCGGGAGAAGGUUUUACUUACAUAUUCGAGCAAGUGAAAGAAGAAAAAAAAACUGCAUCACAAUUUCCCAAUAUGCCCCAACAACAACCAGUCAAUCAUUUAAAUAGUGCAAAUAAACGUGGAAAAUCUUAUUCCAAUUCCAAAUCAAAGAGUUGGUGCUGUCUAUUUUGAAGUGAAAGGCAGUGACAUGGACAUGGCUUUGCUUUGGGUCUAUUUUGAAGUGAAAGGGAGAACAAAAGUUUAAUUGGUUGUUUUAAAGACCGGAAAGUUUAUUUGUGAUUGUCAUUAUUCUUUAUCUUAAGAAAAUGGUUGCUAUAUUGACUUAAUAUUAAAGUAAUUAGUACGUAUUCUUGAUCUUAAUUUUUUUAUAAUCUUAUUUGGGGUCAUGUUAUUGUAUGUUAGUUUUAUGUCUCAUAUUGCAUGAGGUUAUAUAUGUAA
Molecule: messenger RNA, 752 nt
Organism: Prunus persica (peach)
Lineage: Eukaryota; Viridiplantae; Streptophyta; Magnoliopsida; Rosales; Rosaceae
Product: RPM1-interacting protein 4
Exons: 3
Coding region: 42-485 (147 amino acids)
Source: RefSeq, a predicted model, not a curated record